This is a messenger RNA of Chaetomium fimeti, 696 nucleotides long. RefSeq lists its product as uncharacterized. The record is from RefSeq and is a predicted model, not a curated record. The transcript has a single exon. The coding region runs from base 33 to 428 and encodes 131 amino acids. NCBI's taxonomy places the organism in Eukaryota, Fungi, Ascomycota, Sordariomycetes, Sordariales, Chaetomiaceae.
GGUGGGGUGGGGUGGGUGUCUUUUGUUUGUUGAUGGGCGUAAUGAUGUCUGCUGUUGUUUGUUGUUGUGUGGGUUGGGGUUUUUUUGGAGUUGGAGUUGGAGCAAGCAAGCGAGGUUUCGGGGGAUUUUGGGUUGUUUGUUUUGUUGGUAUGGGAAAAACAAAAGAGAAAAGAUUGGCUGGCGGGAGGGAGGGCGGUCUGCCUGUCUUCUGGAGGGCACUUCCCAUGUAUGGUUUCUUUCUAUCUUGUGGGAGCCAACCCGUUAGGAUGGUCGGGCGUAUAGCGGGGAUCUUCUGUCUCUGCAUGCUUGGCUGGUUGCCCGAGCUGAUGAUGGAGAUGGAGAUAUGUUGCAAGAGGACGAGGAGGAUAUACCACACUCAGAUUGUUUUUGCGGUGAAUAUACACAGAAUAUUAAGAAGGAUGGCUUGACGAAGCUGUGAGCGGAGUUUGAGAAAGUGACUCCGAGGCAGUGAAACAGGGUCAGGAUGCCGACCGAGUGACCAACGGCGGCAGACAGAGAGAUGGUCUUCCACAUCGUGAGCGCUGUGCAUGGCGGAGUAUUAUCUUGUACCUUUCUUCUGCGGAGUUGGAUUCACUUAGGUGGGGUAAGUAGCAGCAAUGUGAGCCUUAGAGAAUGGAAGUUGAGUAGUUGACUGGGGAUUUCCCGAAGGUUGGGAUUAAGGGAGGUAUCAAACAU